AUGGCCUCGUUGUACCUUCCAGAAUUAUUCGUGCCACUUUCCAGUGUCAAUCCGGUCACAGGAUCAGGAUCUCAGACGCGCCUUCCUAUCCGAUUUUACUCGGAUUUCCCACUGAACGGUACCAUCUACUUCCCACUCCCAGCCCAUGACUCUAUUCCUCCUCGCGCCCCUCUCGUUGUCUCACCUGCCUUUCAAGCCAUUCGGUUAUAUCACCCGAAUGACCAGCCCCACAAGCCGAACCCAUCAAUUUCGUCUGAUCUUUUGCCCCCUUUCGAGUCAUCUGGAGUCCCCUGCUUCGAGAUGCCGUGGUCGGACCAGUGCGGUAAGGUCAUGAAGAAGCCCGGAGAGUACUCCAAAAACCCCAAUACCAUCCGUGCCCGCGCUCGAAAGGCUCGCCUCACCCCAUUCCGUCGAGAGAUCGAGCAGGCGAAGGCCUCUGACUCCAAGGCCAUUACCCGCGCCUGGAAGAUCCGCACCGAGACUGAAGCCUACAAGAUGGCCAGUGCGGGCGACCGGAAGGCCAUCCUCGAGAAAGUCGAGCAUGAUGUUAUGCAGCGUCGUCGAGAGAAGGGUUACGACGCCGAAACAAAGAUCAACCGGUUUCUCCAGCAGCACGGCAGCGACAUUGAUUCUUCUGCAGCCCCUUCUACGCCCACCAUGGACAGUCACUUUGACCAACGCAUCAAUAUGGGAACGCCUGCUUCUCAGGGUUAUCCGAUGCAGCCCAUGGCCCCAAUGGCCCCCAUGCAGGGUGUUCCGCUGGCCAGCCAGGCUGGCAGCCGCUUCGCCACCCCGGGUUCUUUCUUUCCGCAUGUCAUGUCCAGUGCUGAGAGCUCCAGAGCUGGCACACCCCGCGGUCCUCCCCCGUACCAUCAGGGCCAGUACAUGUACGGCGCCGGUCAUGACGGUGCCGAGGCUUCCGCCCGCUACCAGAUGGAGGCGGCAUCAGACGCCAUGAGCCGCGCCCAUCUGAUGACCAAGGUCAAGGAGCUCGAGAAGACGGUCAAGGGCCUCACCGAUGACCUAGUCCUUGCGAAGAGCACCAUAUCUUCUCAGGAGAAGCGCAUGGCUGACCUUCAUGAGCGAAUGCUCCUCUUUGACGGCACUGCCUCUGGCAUGAGCAACGCCGAGGCCGAGUUCGCCAAACAGGCUGGCAAGCUGCGCAAUGUCGUCAACGGAGUUCAGACCCUAGCCCAAGUAGCUGCCAAGAUCUACGCAGACCUCGCCGACGGUAGCGUUCCGAGUGGAAGGGUCAGUGUUGACCAUGGUGUUGUCGAGUACACCAAGGACGGCGAUGCCCAAGGUAUCAACGGGUACGGCGUUGAUAAGAAUGGUAACAAUGAUGACGCCGUGGACGAUGUCCAGGAUGCUGCCGGCGCUACUCGUGUCAGUGGUGGCCAGGAGCAGCAUCACGGCUUGGACUCUCCAGAGUAA
Neoarthrinium moseri is the source of this 1434-nucleotide messenger RNA. RefSeq lists its product as uncharacterized. Lineage: Eukaryota; Fungi; Ascomycota; Sordariomycetes; Amphisphaeriales; Apiosporaceae. Bases 1 to 1434 code for a protein of 477 amino acids. The record is from RefSeq and is a predicted model, not a curated record. The transcript is spliced from 2 exons.